This is a messenger RNA of Trichomonas vaginalis G3, 678 nucleotides long. RefSeq lists its product as uncharacterized. Bases 1 to 678 code for a protein of 225 amino acids. The transcript has a single exon. NCBI's taxonomy places the organism in Eukaryota, Parabasalia, Trichomonadida, Trichomonadidae. The record is from RefSeq and is a predicted model, not a curated record.
AUGAAUUACAUAUAUUUGCCUCCAGUUCUUGAAAUCGUCGAAUGUGAAUUCAAAGACAUCAGUGUCAUUGCAGAUAGUGGAUCUGCAAUCAAUUUCGAUCAUCCUAUGUAUGAAUUCCUUUCAUAUGAUCCUAAGAUCAAAAUCGACAGCUGUCUUUUCUUGAACUGUGUUAGUGACUCAUGUCCAGGUGCGGUUCGCAUCAACUACACUCAUGCACAAGUUUCUAUCAACAAAAUGUGUUCACUAAACUGUGGAGGAAAUUACUAUACUGUUCUUCAUAUUCUUAACUAUUCACCAAUCCUUUUCAACUCAUCAACGAUAUAUUCAACAAACGGCAUUUCAUCGCAAUUUGAUGGAGCAGCAAUGGCAUUUUAUAACUCAUUGGAUUAUAAUCCAGAUUGUUCGGCAUUCAUAUCAGGUAUGAAUCAUACAGAUGGACGAUUUACAAUGGCACCAAGUCUGGCCAUUAAUGUCUCAGUUGAAUUUUCCAUACUUGACAAUUUAACUUCUGCAACAAUGCUAGGUUGGCUUCAUUCAUGUUCCAGAAAAUGCAAUUUUGUUGAACUUAGAUGUUCGCGCUGGUAUACAUCAUUUUUAGCAAAUACUUGCGACUAUGAAUUCAUAGAAUGUGUUUUCUACAAAACCGAAAUACUUGACAUUGUCGAAGCAUAUAACUAG